Molecule: messenger RNA, 807 nt
Organism: Prosopis cineraria
Lineage: Eukaryota; Viridiplantae; Streptophyta; Magnoliopsida; Fabales; Fabaceae
Product: 60S ribosomal protein L13a-4-like
Exons: 4
Coding region: 80-700 (206 amino acids)
Biological process (GO): negative regulation of translation; translation
Cellular component (GO): ribosome; cytosolic large ribosomal subunit
Molecular function (GO): mRNA binding; structural constituent of ribosome
Source: RefSeq, a predicted model, not a curated record
AUGGCGAGCGCCUCCGUCGCCUCCUCCUUCAGUCUCCAUUUUUCUGGCAACCAAAGGAGACUGCGUGGGAGAGAGAAAGAUGGUGUCAGGGUCCGGCGUUUGCGCGAAGCGCGUGGUGGUAGACGCACGCCACCACAUGCUUGGCAGGCUCGCUUCGAUUGUGGCCAAGGAGCUCCUCAACGGCCAGAAGGUGGUGGUGGUGCGGUGCGAGGAGAUUUGCAUCUCCGGUGGCUUGGUCCGUCAGAAGAUGAAGUACAUGCGAUUCCUCCGCAAGCGGAUGAAUACUAAGCCUUCUCAUGGCCCCAUCCACUUUCGUGCCCCUUCCAAGAUUUUCUGGCGCACUGUUCGUGGAAUGAUACCACAUAAGACAAAGCGUGGGGCAGCGGCUCUUGCAAGAUUGAAGGUCUGUGAAGGCAUACCUCCACCAUAUGACAAAAUGAAGAGGAUGGUUGUCCCUGAUGCCCUAAAGGUGUUGAGGCUUCAAAAAGGACACAAGUACUGCUUGGUGGGUAAAUUGUCUUCCGAAGUUGGAUGGAACUAUUAUGAUACCAUCAGGGAAUUGGAGAAAAAAAGAAAAGAGAGAGCACAAUUGGCUUAUGAGAAGAAGAAGCAGCUGAAUAAAUUGAGGUUGAAGGCUGAGAAAAUUGCAGAGGAAAAGCUGGGUUCCCAACUGGAAAUCCUUGCUCCAGUCAAGUACUGAUUUUUUUUUUUUUAAUGAUUAUUGGGUCGUGUUUAAUAUUUUCAAAUUUCAAGUAUACAAGGUUGAUCGUGACACGAUUUUUGUUAAUUUCAUUCAUAGACCCUUGG